AUGGUUGACGAAGAGCCUUCUACCAAGGCCAGCGGGACGGCGGAGCAGAAACUCUAUGUACUAAAUGCACUCCAAGUUGUGGAUGAAUGGUCUGUGCACGACGACGGCGACGGGCGACUAUUCUACUACGAUCAUAAGACGGACUCGUCCCAAUGGGAGGUCCCCGACGACCUCGCGUCGCUUGAGACGGAGUUUAUGAUGAAGCUCAUGCUGGAGAAUAACGUGGCGCGCUCGGGUGUGUGGACAGCACAUAAUGCGGGUAAUGGCACGCUGUAUUACUUCAACUCGAAGACGCGCGAGUCAGUUUGGGAGCAGCAAGUUGAGGAGGAAACGCCGUUAACAGCAGAGGAGCUGAAGGCAGAAGAAGAGCGCAAAGCUCGUGAACAAAAACGCAUCGAGCAGUUCCGAGCCAUGCUGCGUGACAAGAACAUAAUGCCUUUGACCAAGUGGUCGGUAGCGCUGCCACAGAUUGCAGGAGAUCCACGGUUCAUGGGCGUGCCAACUAUGGAUGAGCGUCGUGCCAUUUAUGAGCAUUUUGUUGCGCAUCGUCGAGAAGAUCUGAAGGCUGAGAAGAAGAGCAAACUGAAGCUCGCUAAGAAACAGUUUACUGAGCUCCUACAUGAACAAUUUCAGCUCGAUUCAUGGGAACCAAGCACCACACUGAGCGUUUUCCUCUCGACGCUGGAGCGUCUUCUUGAUGCUGAGCGGUACAAUCAGAUUCAGGAAAAUGUUCUAGCGCUAUUGACAUUAUCAGCGCAAGAGAAGAUUUAUGGUAAAGCAGUAGCAGAUUAUAAGUCUGAAGCGCUUAAACGCGAUGGAGAGCAGCUACGUCUUACCAAGUUCCUGGAGGAAAAGAUUUCUGCUCUUGACAAGUCGACGAUGAAAUGGGAGAGUGAGGAAGUCCAAAGGCUUCUCCGUGAUUUCUACAGUUCAGCAGCUUCGAGUGAAUCAGCUGCGUUGCUCUCGAAGCAACAGCAAAAGCAGGUAUUUGAAGAGUUAGUAGCGCGACUUACUCGCACCCAAGACGCAACACCGGAUAAAGGGGAUCUAAAGGAACCUCAGCGUCCAGAUCCGCGACGUCGAUCUCAGUCGAGUGAGCAUCGCGGGUCGAGUCCACGAGAGUCACGUCAUUCGCGUCAUGAUGAUCGCCGUCGGUCUCGUCGACGUAGGCGCAGCGACAGUCGAUCACACUCUCGUGGACGUGAAAGGAUCCACCGCAGUCGACGACGCUCUGUAUCUUCGUCCCGAUCUCGCUCUCGCUCCAGGAGAUCUUCCCGACACCGGCGUCACCACUCGUCCUCAUCAUCGAGAUCUCGCUCGCGAAGUCGCAGAUAG
Messenger RNA from Phytophthora infestans T30-4, 1335 nucleotides. RefSeq lists its product as uncharacterized. The coding region runs from base 1 to 1335 and encodes 444 amino acids. The record is from RefSeq and is a predicted model, not a curated record. Gene Ontology annotation, cellular component: nucleus. Lineage: Eukaryota; Oomycota; Peronosporomycetes; Peronosporales; Peronosporaceae. Gene Ontology annotation, molecular function: transcription coregulator activity; RNA polymerase binding. The transcript is spliced from 2 exons.